Molecule: messenger RNA, 4449 nt
Organism: Cylicocyclus nassatus
Lineage: Eukaryota; Metazoa; Nematoda; Chromadorea; Rhabditida; Strongylidae
Source: the annotation of a GenBank genome assembly
AUGGCUUUUACUUCUGCUGCUGUAGUAUUGUCCGUAGUCGAGGAACACGACAAAACUGUGAGAGAAAAAGAAAGUGAGGAUGAGGACCAUGCGCCAGGGAGCAGUAGUAGUUCCAGCAGUAGUUCCUCCAGUAGUGGAAGUGAUGUACCUCGCAAAAAGCCAAAGGGUCGCUUGGACGAGAAAACUCGAAAGUUUUUGGAAGAAGGAGAUUACUUAAGACGAUCAUCUCGUUCUAAACAGUCAAGUAGAAAGGAGAAAGCCAGCCAUUCUGAGGACGAGGAUGAGGAAGCCGAGCUCAGCGAAGACAGUUCAUCGGACGAUCACAGUUUCAAAGCGAGCCGAGGAAAAAGAACAUCCGCGCAAAAAAGCGGAUACAGGGGACGAUCGGGGAAAUCAAAUCGUUCUCCUGUCGACUAUACUGAAAAAGGCUCUGAUGAAGAUCUCGAUGAAAAUGACGUCCUUGAAUGGGAAGAAGACAAAAAGUCGCCUUCUGCUGUAACGAACGCAGAAACAAUUGAACGCGUGAUUAAAUCCAGAUUGGGAGCUCAGGGAGCAACAGGAUCAGCUACCACUUGCUAUAACGUUUCAGAAAAAGGCGAUCCAAAUAAUCCAGAUGCUCCCGUUGUUGAACAGCAGUUUUUAAUCAAAUGGGUUGGUUGGAGUCAUCUCCAUAACACAUGGGAGUCUGAGGCUUCAAUAGCUGCUAUGGGAGCGAAUGGAGUGAAAAAAGUGCAGAAUUUUCUCAAAAAGCAGAAGGAAAUGGAUGACUGGAAGCGUACAGCUGACAAGGAGUAUAUUGAAUUUUACGAAUGCGAACAAGUGAUGAGUGAAGAGCUAUGCGAAGAGUACACAAAAGUUGAGCGGAUAGUCGCUCACCAGGUAUCUAGGGAUAAAAAUGCAGAUGGCCAGGAAGCCACAGAGUAUUACGUGAAAUGGUGUGGACUUUCAUAUUCGGAUUGUACAUGGGAGGAUGCUCGUCUGUUACCUCCUGAAGCUAUCCAGGCUUAUCAUCGCAGGAUCGAUAACUAUAAAGCCCCUAGCAAAAAUGCUGCGGUUCUACGAAGAAGACCGAAAUUCGUGAAAAUCGAAGGUAUGCCAUCAUGGCUACAACCUGAUGACAAAGAACAAACGCUUCGAGACUAUCAACUAGAGGGUCUGAACUGGAUGCUCCAUGCUUGGUGCAAGCAUAAUUCAUGCAUCCUGGCUGAUGAAAUGGGUCUCGGAAAGACUAUUCAAUCUAUUGCGUUCCUGUCAGCCUUAUACCAUCGUUACGAAUUGUAUGGACCGUUCCUCGUUGUGGUGCCAUUGUCUACCAUGGCAGCUUGGCAAAAGGAAUUUGCACAAUGGGCGCCGGACUUGAAUCUUGUCACCUAUAUGGGUGAUACAAAUUCGCGUGAACAAAUUCGUCAAUUUGAGUGGUACGUAGCUGGUACGAAGAAGAUCAAGGUCAAUGCUGUGCUUACCACCUAUGAGAUCCUGCUCAAGGACAAGCCAUUUUUGGGUAGCUUCCAUUGGGCUGCUCUUGCUGUUGAUGAGGCGCAUAGAUUGAAGAACGAUGAGUCUCUGCUGUAUAUCUCAUUAUCUUCAUUUAAUUGUGACCAUCGUCUCCUUAUCACUGGAACUCCUCUACAAAAUUCUCUGAAGGAAUUAUGGGCUCUGCUCCACUUCAUCAUGCCUGAAAAAUUCAACAGCUGGGCGGAGUUUGAAGGUGGUCAUAAUGACAGAGAUCACAAGGGUAUUGCUGCUCUCCAUCGGAAGCUGGAACCGUUUCUUCUGAGACGAGUCAAAAAGGAUGUAGAGAAGAGCUUGCCACCCAAGCUGGAGCAAAUUUUGCGAGUAGACAUGACGGCUCAGCAGAAGCAAUACUACAAGUGGAUCUUGACCAAGAACUAUCGUGAACUUUCUAAAGGAGUAAAAGGAUCAAUAAAUGGUUUUGUAAACCUUGUGAUGGAGCUUAAAAAGUGCUGCAAUCAUACUUCUCUAGUCCGUCAGUAUGAUCAUUACGAAAAUGAUCCACAGUCACGACUACAGCAACUGCUCAAAUCAUCUGGAAAAUUGAUUUUGUUGGACAAAUUAUUAUGUCGCUUGAAAGACACUGGGCACCGCGUCUUGAUAUUCUCUCAGAUGGUGAUGAUGCUGGACAUCUUACAAGAGUAUCUCCAAUUGCGUCGUUUUUCAGCACAGCGACUUGAUGGCUCCAUGCGGGCUGAUCUGCGUAAGCAAGCGCUUGACCAUUUCAACGCUGAAGGUUCGACGGACUUUGCCUUUUUGCUAUCAACUCGAGCCGGAGGUUUGGGUAUCAACCUUGCUACAGCGGACACGGUCAUAAUUUUUGACUCGGAUUGGAAUCCGCAAAACGAUUUGCAAGCAAUGAGCAGAGCUCAUCGAAUAGGGCAGACUCGGCAGGUGAACAUCUAUCGUCUUGUAACCCGUAAUUCGAUGGAAGAGGAAAUAGUUGAACGAGCAAAACGCAAACUCGUGCUUGAUCAUCUCGUCAUCCAAAGAAUGGACACUACUGGAAGAACUGUGCUUAAAUCUUCCGGUGGUGCACGCUCCAUCCCAUUUGAUAAGAAGGAACUCAACGACAUUUUGAAAUUUGGAGCUGCUGAUCUAUUCAAGGAAGGCGAUGGGGAGGAGCAGGAACCAGAAGUUGACAUUGAUCGUAUCUUGAGUGUAGCAGAAACAAGAGAUGCUGAUGAGGCUCAGGAGAAUGGCAAUGAGCUGCUGAAUUCCUUCAAGUAUGCAAACUUCUCCAUCAACGAAGAACAAGAUGUGGCUGCUGCCGCUCAACAUCAAGUUGCUUCAUCUAAAGAGCUAGAGAAUGCCGAUUGGGAUGAGAUCAUUCCAGAAACUGAAAGAUUGAAACUCGAAGAAGAAGAACGAAGAAAGUUGGCGGCAGAUUUGGAGCUGGCACCUCGACAACGCGUCAAAGUUGAAAUUGAAGAAGCUGAUGAGGGCGAUGCUUCCGCGUCAGAUGGUGAAGCAGAAGGUGGCGGUCGUAAAAAGAGGAAAAAAGCCUUUGGAGAUUUUUCUGGUACGGAAGUCAAAAGAUUCGUGCGGUCAUUUAGGAAGUUCGCGAUGCCGUUGGAAAGGCUGGAGGCAUUAGCUCAAGAUGCUGAGCUGGAAGAGCAUAGUGCUGAAGAACUGAGAAAACUGGCAGAAGCUUUGCUGGAAGGUUGUGAAAAAGCUGAGGCAGAGCAUGAGACGAGGAAAAGUGAAGAGAAGGCUGACGGUGAAAAGACAAAAGACCGAGGCGCUUCAUUCAAAUUUGCCGGUGUGGUUGACGUGAACGUUCGACCUAUAAGGAAACUGCAGGCUGAACUAGAGCCUCUGCACAAGGCGCUUUCCGACAAAGGAAGCGCUUCGGAUUUCAGACCUCCUCACAAAGCUCGCCCUCAGAAGGGCUGGGACGUCGAAUGGAAUUUCGUAGACGAUACAGCAUUGUUGCGAGGUGUUUAUAAAUACGGGCUGGGUAGUUGGGAAGCGAUCAAAAUGGAUCCAGAACUUGGGCUGGCUGAUAAGAUCUUCCUGAAAGAUAAGAUUCGAAAACCUCAGCCUCGUCACUUGCAGCAACGGGUAGAUUAUCUACUCAAGUUGAUGGACAAGUCCAUAAAUGGUAAGAAAACCCAAAGGGCUACGCCUUUGGCAGGCAACCGUAAAAGGAAGGCACCAAGUGACGAUGUGAAAUCUGAGCCAGUCGAGGAAAAAAAACGAAAAGAGAAGGAACAUCACAAGCAUCAUCACCAUCAUCAUAAUGCUUUGCAAGCUAAACCUGUGGUAGUCACACGUGACAAGACACUGGCAGAUCAGUUAGCCUUAGUCCUCAUCGAAAAGUCGAUUUAUGGUCAAGCACUCGAGAAUACGAGCGAUCGACCGUUUUCUGAAUGCGUGAAGAUGAUGCGGCCAGUGCAAAAAUACAUCAAGAAACUUACGGAAGCUAGUAACGAAAAGGAGGCUGCUAGGUACCUGAUGAAGUUAGGUGACAACUGCCGUGAUCAACUAGACGAAAUGCUCAAAAAAAAGCCGAAGACGAAUAUUCGUAAAUGGUACAAUUAUAUGUGGAUAUUCCUGUCGAAGUUUGUUUCACAAGAACCGAUGGAGAUGCUGCAGAAGUACCGAGAACUUUGUGCAUUGAAUCAUCGGCAUAAACAUCGUGAACAGAACCAUGUCAAGGAUCACUCACCGCAAAAGAUUGACGGAGAGAGGAGAGAGAAAGACGGUGAUAAGAAGGAAAGCAAAGAACAACAUAAGAAGAAACAUCAUAAAGAACACAAACACGACAAACAGCAUAAAGAGCAUCGCACUCACAAGCUUCACGAUGGCCAUAAGGAUCGACUACCUCGCGAUGAUCCACCGACGGAGUAUCGAAGUCCGUUGCAAGACGAAUAUCGAAGUUCGCCAUUAGUCCGACCUCCCCUCCUUUCGACAACUCCGCGAACUCAGCACUAA